AUGUCUCAAGACCCUCUGACUUGCAUCGGAACGAUAUACCGUUGGGAUCCAAGAACACGCAAGGCUACAGAUCCUCGACACGUCUCUGCCUACCAUCCGUUGUAUAUCGGUCGAGAUCAGAGAAAAAGUGAUUACAUCUUUAAUGACACCCGAGUAUCAGGGCGACAUAUUCGUAUCUACACCAUUGUCUACGAUUUCGACAAUCCUUUGGACAUCGCUCCUUUGGUCUAUGCCCAGGAUCUCUCGUUGAACGGCACAUUCUGGAAUGGCCAGAAGAUCGAGAGACAUGGAGAUGCAUUCCUCCUUAGCGAUGGAGAUCUUUUGCGCCUGUCGCCAGAAAGUUACCUCGAGUUCCGUUGUGACUAUCAAGUUGACAAGCCCCUGACCCCUGUUCAGCGAGAAGAAGCAAAUUGUUUUGUGGCCGAAUAUCUGAUCACAAAUCGUCUGUUAGGAGAAGGUAGUUUUGGUAGGGUUCAUAUGGCAGUUAAUAGAAAAACUGCCAGCCAAGUCGCCUGCAAAGUCGUGGAUCUCAGAACCGUGAAGAAAGCCGUUGAGAAGAGGACGAAUGAUGGAGAGUGGAAAGGCACGAGCCUUCUAGAACUUCAGAAGCGUGAGGUUUCAAUCCUUGAAAGGCUGUCUCAUCCUAACAUAAUUGGGAUCGAAAAAGUAAUCCAUACGGAUAAUACAAUAUUUAUGUUCGAGGAUCUCAUUACAGCCGGCGACCUCUUCACCUUUGUUGAAUCUGUGGGUGGGAAUAUUGCGGACUUUGACGCAGCUUCUAUCAUGCGACAAAUUCUGAUUGCACUGGAUUACCUGCACGACAACAAUAUCGUCCAUCGCGAUCUCAAACCCGAAAACAUCUUGAUGACCACUCACGGAAACGGGCGUCGGGUAGUUCUGGCAGACUUUGGCUGCGCACAGAUUAUUCAAUCAAAAAGCAAGCGCAUGUCCACUGUGGUCGGGACUUGGGAUUAUACUGCUCCGGAAGUAUAUAAAGAGUCCAUGAUGCAAGGAUACACCAAAUCAGUCGACCUCUGGUCUGUCGGCUGCAUAGCAGUUGUCUUGUUGAUCGGGGCGCCUCCAUUCCCUUUCUCGUCGUCCGGUCUGAUCGAAGGUAGUGAGCCAGGCGAUAUGAAUGGGGUGUUUAAUAACACGCGGUGGAACGAGGCUAGUGCACUGGCGCAAAAUUUUGUUCUCUCGCUACUUGUUCUAGACGAGAAAAAGAGACUGACUACGAAGGAGGCUCUUCGGCAUUACUGGUUCGAAAACAUGGAGUAUAAGUCGAGGUUGGAAGUUGAAUACCAAGCUGCUAUUCGGAACUGGAGUCCUCGUUGUAAAUCGUCUCUGAUUGUGAAACAGGAGGUGGAGCAGGAGUUGCUUUGUUUAGGAUCACAAGAGUCGGUCAUAUAUUUGGGGACAAGCUUCGUUACAGAGGUGAAAGAUUCAUGUUCGGGAAAUGAAUGCAAUCUCGACUCCGUUGACACAUCGAGCGCUAUUAUGCCUGUAAGAAAAGAAAUGUCAGCAUAUGGAAAGAAACCGGUAGGGUCACUUGGGUUGCAGAAUUCGGCUAUUUACAUGGGAUCGAAUGUCGUUUCCGAUGGAUUUCCUUUGAAAAAGGCACGAUCAGUGCGCGGGAAAGACCCUGCACAAUCAUUUUCAGAUGGAGGUGGUGCAAACAUCGAUUACCCAGCCUCAGUGUGCUCCAAAUUGCUAAAAGAAAGUGAUUUUACAGCCGGGAAAUCCGCCACUUGCCAAAGAUCUACACAGGGACGUACAAGCGUAAACCACCCUAGUGUUAGCCCUCGAUUGGCAGACCAUCGCCUACGUCGCCCUCUCAGCUUACAAGCUUGGAGUGCCUUAGCUGAAAGGUCUCAUUCAAAUUGUGUCCAGUUGUUCAACCAAGGUGAGAGAUAUCAGGCUUUAGGCAUGGAAGAGGCAAAGUCAAGAGUGAAGCAAGGAGUUUUGGUAGGGUAUUCACACACAAACAAUGACGGCGACGUAUCGAAGGCUGAGCCCUUGCUGGUCCACAUCUCCGGUGCUGAAAAACAAGUUAGUAACGCUCUUGUAUCCUGGUCGACCCAGUCAGAGGAAGGAGGCGAAGUAUACGAAGAAGUGGAGCACAAGCUCACUGGGAAGACGCAGCGAGUGCUGUAUGGGGAGAGACAGCGGGGUUACUAAGAAAUGGUAACGCCCUGUGGGGAUGAAUACAGGAGGGAGAGAUGAAAUAUAGGGCGAUAUAGACUAUUGAUAGAGGUCAAUUCAUGGCUUGCCAUUUGACCAGUUCGUGAACUAGGUCUGGGGAUCGGGACGAUCAUUACAAUCAAGGCCCUGGGUCUGAAACAGUGACAACAGUAUUAAUUAAGGGCAG
Molecule: messenger RNA, 2368 nt
Organism: Talaromyces proteolyticus
Lineage: Eukaryota; Fungi; Ascomycota; Eurotiomycetes; Eurotiales; Trichocomaceae
Product: kinase-like domain-containing protein
Exons: 6
Coding region: 1-2178 (725 amino acids)
Biological process (GO): meiotic recombination checkpoint signaling; protein phosphorylation
Cellular component (GO): cytoplasm; nucleus
Molecular function (GO): protein binding; ATP binding; protein serine/threonine kinase activity
Source: RefSeq, a predicted model, not a curated record